This is a messenger RNA of Electrophorus electricus (electric eel), 3491 nucleotides long. RefSeq names its product limb development membrane protein 1-like (gene lmbr1l). The record is from RefSeq and is a predicted model, not a curated record. Gene Ontology annotation, cellular component: plasma membrane. NCBI's taxonomy places the organism in Eukaryota, Metazoa, Chordata, Actinopteri, Gymnotiformes, Gymnotidae. Gene Ontology annotation, molecular function: transmembrane signaling receptor activity. Gene Ontology annotation, biological process: signal transduction; receptor-mediated endocytosis.
UCAAAAUGUAUGCAGCUCGUUAGCGGCCACGUAAAGUUUUUUUGACUCGUUUAUUUAUUUAUUUAUUUAUUGUGUGGUUUUAGUUUUUUGAGAGAAAUCUAUUUUACAAUUAUCUUCGUCUGUAAGCUUACGGACGUACACGGGAGGCUUAGCUAGCGGUCGUGGUUGUUUUCUAAGAGCUGCUAGCUAAGUUAGCGAGAGUUACUCCGAAGGGGAGAAGACGGUUACUAGACUGCGUUAAACGGAUCUCUGUGUAAAAGCUUGCUGGUGUACACACUCCUCAAGAUAUGGUUUCGAAGGAUGGAAACAGACGACGUGUCGGUUAGAGAGCAGCUCUUCCAUGACCGUGUCCGAGAGAUAAUUAUUUGCAUACAGCUCUUCGUCUGCCUAUACAUCUUGUCCUACCUCAUUCUCACCCACUUCAGGAAGAAUGCAGAGUUUGCCACAGAUGACAUUGAAGAUGCCACUGUUAACAAAAUUGUGCUGUGGCUGUGCACGUUCACGCUCUCAGUAUCCGUGUGCGCUGUGCUCCUCCUGCCAAUCUCGAUCCUGUCUAAUGAGGUCCUGCUCACAUUCCCACACAGCUACUACAUGCAGUGGCUCAAUGGGUCCCUCAUCCAUGGUCUGUGGAACUUGGUCUUCCUAUUCUCCAACCUCUCCCUGGUUUUUCUCAUGCCUUUUGCCUAUUUCUUUACUGAGUCAGAAGGCUUUACAGGGUCCAAAAAGGGGGUGAUGGCCCGAGUGUAUGAGACUGCUGUGAUGCUGCUUCUCCUUAGUCUGCUGGUGUUGGGCAUCGUGUGGGUGGCAUCUGCCCUCCUCCAGCACAACGCAGCCCGAGAGAAUCUCUACGACCUGUGGGAGUAUUACCUACCCUACCUCUACUCCUGUAUCUCCCUGUUUGGAGUUCUGCUCCUAUUGUUGUGCACCCCACGUGGAAUGGCCCGUAUGUUCAGCGUCACUGGCAGCUUAUUGGUUAAACCACGGCUGCUGGAGAACGUGGAGGAGAGCAUGGACUGCGCUCUGCUGGAGGAGGCCGCGCUCUCUCGCAAGCUCAACAGUAACACCUCUUGUUGGCUGGGUCUGAAUUUGCAGGGCAUGAAGAGCGAGUUUGUGAGCGUGCAGGCCAUGCGUAAGGCCCUAGAGAUGCGGAGGAAGGCGUCUCCGUGGCAGCGUAACCUAGGUUACCCAUUGGUCAUGCUGGUGUUGCUAGCUUUAACUGUGGUGUGUGUGCUGAUGGUGUGUUUCCACGUGCUGGAGUUACUCUUUGAUGAGUCUGCCAUGCCCCGACAAAUGGAGGACCCCCAUCUGGGACUGGCAUCUUUCUCUAUGUUCGGCUCACUGGGGGCCACGGUGCAGGUCGUCCUGAUCCUGUAUCUGAUGGCGUCUUCCGUGGUGGGCUUCUACAGCUCUCCUCUCUUCAGUGGUAUGCUACCUCGUGCCCAGGACACAACUCUCACACAGAUCAUAGGGAACUGUGUGUCUCUGCUAGUGCUGAGCUCAGCUCUGCCUGUCUUUUCACGAACUCUGGGAAUCACUAGGUUUGACCUGCUGGGGGACUUUGGUCGUUAUAACUGGCUGGGUAACUUCCACAUCGUUUUCUUGUACAAUGUGCUGUUUGUUGGCCUCACCUCCGCGUGUCUCAUCAACACCGUCACCUGGGCUGUACAGAGAGAACUCAUCCGAGCCUUUGGUCUCCACCGACUACCUUUUACCGUGGCCCGCUCGGCCAUCCCGUUCAGGCUCCUGCUGGCGAGCGGACUCUCAAAAAUCCAGUGAUCUGUUUUCCUUUGCUGCUACGUUGUCCACUGCGGUGUUUUCCCCCCCCAUCCAACGGAAGCCCUCCAUGUCCGUCUCCCACUGGAGCAGAGGCGUGCGGCGGUCGGUCUGUCUGCUUAGGAGGGAACAGACUACUGUAGUGCUCACAGAGCAUCACGGUUCCCUGCAGUCUGAUGGAGCUCCACUGAGCUGUUUAUGGAAUUAAUCUGGCAUGACAUGAUCAACCUAGGGUGCGUUUACAAACAAACAAACAAAUAAAUAAAUAAAUUUCUUCUUUCACAGCAGUUGUUGCCAAUACUAAGUGUUGCCUAAGGCUUCCACAGAGAUCGAACAGGGAUGGAGGCCAGCUUCCGUUUUGCCAUGUGCUGUCUCACUCUGAGUUGAAUGCCUCAAUGAAAAACGCAUGCAAGCUUCAGAUGUGGGACUCUGAUGUUUGCUGAUCUGCCAGUUAUUUUAGAUGUUGGAGUCAUGAAGAGCAUUCCGUGUCUGCAGACUGGGGCAGUUGUGUUCGGACCCAGCAGGCCCCGAUGCUUUUUCUCUCCUUCACUACUAUUUUGGUCUACAUGCACAACGUCCCCUUGCUGCUUCUCAAUGGACCAUAACCACAGAAGGUCUGAUUGGUGGGCGAGGGGCUGGAGCAUCACAGGAUGCUGUCUGCAUUAGGGGACAAUCAAGUGGAACAACUGGUGAUGCUUAUUCUCAUGGAUUCUCAUUCUCCCUUUUUAUUUUUGCAUUUUUGAAGCAUUCAAUUACAUGUAAGAGGCAUAGUUUCCAUUAGUGGUUGAGUUUGGUGUGCACCUUAAAUACAGUUUGAUGCCUUAAUGAGCCAGACUUGACAAAUAAAUGUACAGGUCUUUAUACAGACUUGGACCAAGUUAACUGUGAAUGAUGACGUUUAUUCAUAUGAUGACAGUGCAAUAUUAUACUGUGUGAAAUUGAAUGUAAAAAUAUGUAACAAUAUUUCUUUUUGCAAAUACAUUCAGAUGACCUUCACAUGGCAUAUUUAAUCAGUUUUGCAGAAUGAAAUGGGUUUCUCAAUUAAAAGCGUAUCUCAAGGGACAGUGAAGUUAGUUUUUAAAAUUUAUACUGAUGCCACUUUCACUUUCUCUCAGACCCAGUUAAUCAAGAGGGUCUAUAUAAUAAUUUCCUCUCUCUCUCUCUCUCUCUCUCUCUCGAUAUUUCUAUCCAUUCACUUUUUAAACAUCGUUUGCUGUAUCAGCAUGUCAGUUAUGUAAUGACCAGUAGGGGUCAGUGAAUCCCAGACACACAACUCGGUCUUUGGUUCACUUUUGCGGCUCUGUUCUAUUAAUGUGAUCUACAUUUCUUUUUAUAAGCCAUUUUCUGCUUAUUCUUAAGAAUGUUUCCGUUUAUUUUCAGAAUGGGGUGUCCGUUGCACAGUAGGCGUUUUUAUUACAUGUUUUGGUGUGGCUGGUUGUAGAGACUUUGAGUUGUGUGCCUUGGAAAUAAGAUAACCUCUAGGCAGAGAUGACAUCAUUUUUCUGCCAGUUGUGUGAAUAAUCUUUGUUUUGGUUCAUUAAGGCAAAAAAGAAAUGUAAGCAAAAAGAGUGUCCAUUGUAAGGUAUAAAUCUAGAAAUUAAGGUGUGUGACAUUUUCUACAGUUCAUUUUACCGUGUUGGUAAAAUCAAUUUUACAAUGUCUGCUAUUGAACUCUUUGUGAAGAAAGGAAUAAAUGUGUUUUUGUGUGGUUUUCUAAA